UGACGUUUCAUCUCCCGGAUAAUUCCUCAUUCACAUCCACCCAUUAAGAAGAAUAUCAGGUCCUCCAGCUCAUGACUGAAAAAGCUGUGGGUCUUAUUCUGUCAGUCUCUCUUGAGUAACCUCACUGUGCCUUUUUAAAACCAGAGCUUUUUUUCUUCUGGGUUUCCUUCCUUAUUCCUGUAGCUCGUGAUUUGUUUCUUGUGUGUAACAUGCAGAAGAGAAGAAAGCCAGAGCCGAUCCAACUCAACCCGAUCCCCGAUGGAAACACUAUCAACGGUACCGGAGCCACAGAAACAAACUUAGAAGCACUGCAGAAGAAACUAGAGGAGCUUGAGUUGGAUGAGCAGCAGCGGAAACGCCUGGAGGCCUUUCUGACACAGAAGCAGAAGGUGGGAGAGCUGAAGGACGAUGACUUUGAGAAGAUCUGUGAGCUGGGUGCCGGCAACGGAGGAGUUGUCUUCAAGGUCUCCCACCGACCCUCUGGUCUGAUUAUGGCGAGGAAGCUGAUCCACCUGGAAAUCAAACCAGCCAUUAGGAACCAGAUCAUUAGGGAGCUGCAGGUGCUACAUGAGUGUAACUCCCCCUACAUUGUGGGCUUCUACGGAGCUUUCUACAGUGAUGGCGAAAUCAGCAUCUGUAUGGAGCAUAUGGAUGGUGGCUCCUUGGACCAGUCACUGAAGAAGGCAGGCAAGAUCCCGGAGCAGAUCCUUGGCAAAGUCAGCAUCGCUGUCAUUAAAGGGCUCUCCUACCUGAGGGAGAAACACAAGAUCAUGCACAGAGAUGUCAAGCCUUCUAACAUCCUAGUGAAUUCCCGUGGUGAGAUCAAGCUGUGUGACUUUGGAGUGAGCGGACAGCUCAUAGACUCCAUGGCCAACUCCUUCGUGGGCACUCGUUCUUACAUGUCUCCGGAGCGUUUACAGGGCACCCAUUACUCUGUUCAGUCGGACAUCUGGAGUAUGGGUCUGUCCCUGGUUGAGAUGGCCAUUGGACGCUUUCCCAUCCCACCACCUGAUGCUAAGGAACUGGAACAGAUUUUUGGCUUCUUAGUGGAAGGAGAGGCAGGCUGCAGCGAGUCCUCCCCAAAGCCACAGCCCCCCGGGCGACCAGGCAGCUCAUACGGGUCUGACAGCAGACCACCAAUGGCUAUUUUUGAGCUGCUUGAUUACAUAGUCAAUGAGCCUCCCCCAAAGCUGCCUGGGAUAUUUAGCUCUGAAUUUCAAGACUUUGUGAACAAGUGUUUGGUAAAGAAUCCUGCAGAGAGAGCAGACCUCAAACAGUUGAUGGUGCAUCCUUUCAUCAAACAGUCUGAGGCAGAGCAGGUCGACUUUGCGGGCUGGUUGUGCAGUACCAUUGGACUCAAUAAGCCUGUGACACCCACCCAUGGUACAGCAAUGUGAGGCCUGUGGUCAAACCCCAUAUCCCAAGCCCCUCCGAUGACUGGAUUUGCAUAAUGGAUUAAAUGUACCCUUUUUUUAACCAAGUACUAAAUGGGUUUGAGUUCUGCAAUCAAUCGUAUAUUUAGUGUACAAACCUACAUGCCAUGUGAAAUUAAAUGUAUUGAGCAAGUCUUGGGCUACAUUGCAGGCCUGCCUGAAAAGCCAUCUUUUUCUAAUGGUCAAAUUAUUUAAUCAUGAUAAAUGCUGCUUAACCUGUGUGCUUGAUAUUCCUCUUUGCCUUGUGUUCUAACAGCACCAACACAAAGUCUUUGUCAGCUUAUGUGAAAUAAAUAGCCUUGUGAAUCAAUUUUGAA
Etheostoma spectabile (orangethroat darter) is the source of this 1750-nucleotide messenger RNA. RefSeq names its product mitogen-activated protein kinase kinase 1 (gene map2k1). NCBI's taxonomy places the organism in Eukaryota, Metazoa, Chordata, Actinopteri, Perciformes, Percidae. Bases 210 to 1397 code for a protein of 395 amino acids. Gene Ontology annotation, molecular function: protein kinase activity; ATP binding. The transcript is spliced from 11 exons. Gene Ontology annotation, biological process: protein phosphorylation. The record is from RefSeq and is a predicted model, not a curated record.